UUGAUUGAUGGGUUGUGUCUCGAUAAGCACACAGCCUGGAGGACUUCCAACUCAUACUUCAAUUUUUUUUUAUUCUUUCUUUUUUUGUUUUUGUUUACCCAAUCCAAUCCAACCCAACCUCAGUAUGAAAUUAUGAACCUUCUUUCUUAAUUUGUUCUUCUUCUACACCUCUUUUGGUUUUUACCGGUUACUCUCUCUCUCUCAUCCUGUAGCUGCACAAAACAAAUCCAUUUAUCCUGCAAGCUGAAAUUUGCUGAGCGUGUUUGUGUGUGAGAGGAGUAAUGGGAAUGCUUCCUCACAAAAACAGACACAAAUCAAUGUUACUAAUUCUAGCCGUUGGAUUAUUAUUAUUAUUAGCUGAAGCCGAAGCAGCAGAUCUGGAUUCCCAACGAGCUGCAUUGCUAACUCUCCGUUCUUCUGUCGGCGGUCGUACUCUCUUUUGGAAUGCCACCAAUCAGUCUCCCUGCAACUGGGCCGGCGUCCAAUGCGACCACAACCGUGUCGUCGAACUUCAUCUUCCCGGCGUUGCUCUUUCCGGUCAAAUACCCACUGGCAUAUUUUCUAAUCUCACCCACCUCCGCACACUCAGUCUCCGUUUCAAUGCUCUCACCGGUUCACUUCCUUCAGAUCUGGCUUCCUGCGUCAACCUCAGGAACCUUUACAUUCAGCGUAACCUUCUCUCCGGUCAAAUUCCUGACUUCCUCUUCACCUUACCUGACAUGGUUCGACUCAACAUGGGCUUCAACAACUUCUCUGGUCCCAUUUCCACUUCAUUCAACAACUUCACCAGACUCAAAACCCUCUUCCUUGAAAACAACCAUCUUUCAGGUUCCAUCCCCCAAUUCAAAGCCUUCACCCUCGACCAGUUCAAUGUCUCCAACAAUGUCUUAAACGGCUCUGUUCCCGUCAACCUCCAAACAUUCUCUCAAGAUUCCUUUCUUGGAAAUUCCCUCUGCGGUCGACCCCUUUCACUCUGCCCCGGAACCGCCACUGAUGCCUCUUCUCCUUUCUCCGCCGACGAUGGUAACAUCAAAAACAAGAACAAGAACAAGUUAUCUGGUGGAGCCAUUGCUGGAAUCGUCAUUGGAUCUGUAGUAGGUCUUCUUUUGCUCGUUUUUCUUUUGAUCUUCUUGUGUAGGAAUAAGAGUAGCAAGAACACCAGUGCUGUUGAUGUUGCUACCAUAAAGCAUCCUGAAUCUGAACUUCCUCACGACAAGUCUAUUUCUGACUUGGAGAACAACGGCAAUGGAUACUCUACUACAUCUGCUGCUGCUGCGGCUGCGGCUGCGGUUGCAGUCAGCAAGGUUGAAGCAAAUGGCAAUGGAAACACUGCUGCUGCUGUUGGAGCAAAGAAGUUGGUGUUUUUUGGGAAUGCAGCAAGGGCUUUUGAUCUGGAAGAUCUGUUGAGGGCUUCGGCGGAGGUGUUGGGUAAAGGGACGUUUGGCACGGCUUAUAAGGCAGUUUUGGAGUCAGGGCCUGUAGUAGCGGUGAAAAGGUUGAAGGAUGUGACAAUAACUGAGAAGGAGUUCAGAGAGAAGAUUGAAGCGGUAGGAGCUAUAGAUCAUCAGAGUUUGGUACCUCUAAGAGCUUACUAUUUCAGCAGGGAUGAGAAGCUCCUUGUUUAUGAUUACAUGUCAAUGGGAAGCCUCUCUGCACUUUUGCAUGGAAACAAAGGAGCUGGUAGGACACCGCUGAAUUGGGAAAUGAGAUCAGGAAUUGCACUAGGAGCAGCCAAAGGCAUUGAGUACCUUCACUCACAAGGACCUAAUGUUUCCCAUGGAAACAUAAAGUCAUCUAAUAUACUCUUAACCAAAUCAUAUGAUGCAAGAGUGUCUGAUUUUGGGCUUGCACAGCUUGUUGGUCCUUCCUCUACCCCAAACCGUGUUGCUGGGUACCGUGCACCAGAAGUAACUGAUGCUCGCAAAGUAUCUCAAAAGGCUGAUGUGUACAGUUUUGGCGUAUUGCUCUUAGAACUUCUGACAGGAAAGGCACCUACACACGCUCUCCUAAAUGAAGAAGGGGUAGACCUCCCCAGAUGGGUUCAAUCCGUGGUUAGAGAAGAGUGGACUUCUGAGGUCUUUGAUCUUGAGCUCCUAAGGUAUCAGAAUGUUGAAGAGGAAAUGGUUCAGUUGCUACAACUUGCUGUUGAUUGUGCAGCACAAUACCCUGAUAAGCGCCCUUCGAUGUCUGAAGUGGUACGGAGCAUAGAAGAAUUACGUCGAUCUAGCUUGAAAGAGAACCAAGACCAAAUCCAACAUGACCACAAUGAUAUAGAAUUGUAGAUAGGUGGUGGUGCAUCACACUAUCUUCUCGUUCAAUUUGCCCCCUCCACCUUACUUGGUGGACUUUGUUUCACAUUCCAUUUUUUUUACUUGUUUAUUUAAAAAUUAAAAUCCUGUGCGUAUGUUUGUAUUGUUGUAUCUUGAGGCUCUUAUUUGUCUGGUCUUUGAAUUUCCUACUCAUUUUUCCAUUCUGCCAUCUCCCUUUUUUUUCUUUCUUUUUCAAUUACUUUGGAGAAGUGGAUUCCUGUUCCAUUCCAUUAUUAGUUGUUACUCCACUAUUAUUGUUGUGUUGUUGGAUUCUGGUUGAUGUAAUUACUUACUUUGCUUUAACAUGGCUUUUACUUUUAUUGAAACAUGUAAUUGAGGUGU
Messenger RNA from Medicago truncatula (barrel medic), 2651 nucleotides. RefSeq names its product probable inactive receptor kinase At1g48480. The coding region runs from base 282 to 2282 and encodes 666 amino acids. The record is from RefSeq and is a predicted model, not a curated record. The transcript has 2 exons. Gene Ontology annotation, biological process: protein phosphorylation. Gene Ontology annotation, molecular function: protein kinase activity; ATP binding; protein binding. NCBI's taxonomy places the organism in Eukaryota, Viridiplantae, Streptophyta, Magnoliopsida, Fabales, Fabaceae.